Molecule: messenger RNA, 2354 nt
Organism: Plutella xylostella (diamondback moth)
Lineage: Eukaryota; Metazoa; Arthropoda; Insecta; Lepidoptera; Plutellidae
Gene: kay
Product: transcription factor kayak
Biological process (GO): regulation of transcription by RNA polymerase II
Cellular component (GO): nucleus
Molecular function (GO): RNA polymerase II cis-regulatory region sequence-specific DNA binding; DNA-binding transcription factor activity, RNA polymerase II-specific
Source: RefSeq, a predicted model, not a curated record
GCAAUUUUCCGUAAUUAAUUUUGUACAUUCAUUCAUCUGGGCUUACAACACAAUCCUAUAAAGUUCAAACCUACGCACAUUUCGUAAGAUAACAAAACAGCAGCGAAUUGCAAAGCUGAAGUUGGACACAAUAAUACGCGGAAACCAGCUGGACAAUUUAACCUCAGGGUCGAUUUUGUGCGUUUGCAAGUGUGUGUUACGUAAAGGGACUUCGUCUAGUGGCAGUGAGGUGUACCAGGACCGAUGACGAUGAAGCUGGAGGUCAGUGACAGUGUCUCCAACCAGUCGGACUACUCCUGCGACAGUCAGUCCUCUCAGGGGUCCUACAAUGACUCGCAGCCGGCCUCCACCACGGCCAGGCCCAACACACUCAUGUUGGCGAGCUUCGAGGGCCUAAACUCAGGGGUGCCCACACGCACCACGGCCACCAUCACGCCGACCCAGCUGCGCAGCCUGGAGCAGACGUACAUCGAGCUGAACAGCUGUCGCGAGCAGCAGCAGCACGCCGGAUUCGUGCCGCCCGCCGUCGCGCACGCCAACACGCAUUACGGCAUACUGAACCAAGUGGGGUACGGCGAUGCGGGCGGCGCGGGCCCGGCGGCGCUGCACGUGUCCCCGGGCCCCAUGUCCAGCGACAACAGCUGCAGCACCAGCCCCGGCCUGCCCACGCCCAAGCGCCGCAACAUGGGCGGCCGCAGACCCACCAAGACCCCGCACGACAUCUCACCAGAGGAGGAGGAACGGAGGAAAGUCAGGCGGGAAAGAAACAAGAUGGCGGCCGCGCGCUGUCGCAAGCGACGACUCGAUCAUACUAAUGAGCUACAAGACGAGACGGAUAAGCUGGAGAACACCAAACAGAGGCUUCAAGACGAGUUAAGGAAUCUACACGAUCAGCGAGAGAGGUUGCAAGCUAUACUACAGAACCACCUCGGCUGCUGCCCCCUGGCGGGCAAGCGCGCCGUCAGUCCGCCCGAUGUGAAGCCGUUUCAAGAGGAGUACCCGAUCCCCUACCCAGAGGACGGGGUGAGGGUGAAGGUGGAGGUGAUGGAGCCGGCAGGACCCGUGAUGAACGCAGACCCCGUGCUGGGACUCGAUAAUGAUAUUAUCUUCGCAUCGCCGACCCCGGACAAAAGAAUAAUGUUGUCGGCGGCCAACCCAGCCGUGGUGACGUCAUCGGGCGGGUCGCUCGACACCCCGCCUGCCCUCGCGCGGCCCAACAGACCCAACUUCCUGCACGUGCCGCUGCCGGUCAACCCCGCGCAGAUACACAACAGCAAGGCGCAGGGGGGGAACAAGAUCGCCGGCGUCGAGAUCUCUACCCCCAGCAACGGGAUCCCCUUCAACUUCGAGAGCCUCAUGGAGGGCGGCACCGGGCUCACGCCCGUGCACCCGCACCCGCACUGCGCCGCCCAGCAGCAGCGCUCCGCCCUCGAGGUCACCACCCCCGACGCGCACAACAACUCAAACCUGGUCAGUCUCUGAGACCUGCUCUGUCCUGAAAGGGACCCUCUGAUUGGCGCACGAUUCUCGUUCUCGGUGUAACGGUGCUAUUGGUCCACUCGGGACUCGAGUGUCGAAAUAUUUGACUACGGAAUGUAUGUUCUAUUGAUGUACUCUCUGUGCGUCUCUUCACUUUCGGAGGGCGCUUCUCUUUCUCUUUCUCUCGCAGCAACUUCGCUGUCUCUGUCUCACUUGCGAGAAUACUUUUAGGUAAUGUAACUUGCUCACUUCGUGCUUUGUAUUUAUUUAUGUUUCGUAGUCGUAUCGGCGCUAGCGCCAGCCUACAAAAGUCAAUUUGAUAACCGUGUUGUAGUUAAAAGAGAUAAUUUUUAUAUAUAUAAAUUUGUACUUCUGCUAAAGUUAAUAUAGAAAUUGUGAUUCGAAAAUAAAACGAAGUUUUAUUUGAAGCAUUUCAGGGAUAUAUUGUCGAGUUGUGCUUAAUUCUAGUUAGGCUAGAUCGGUGCGAUAUUGUAAGUGUAGUGAAUAUGUUGUGCUCUAUCGAAUAUUAAGUAUGGCGUUGAGUAUCUUCCUCAAGUUUCUUGUCAUAAUAAACCUCGUGCCAUUACUGUCUCAGGAUACACAAUAACUACGACAUAUUUAGUUAACCAUUAAACUAACAGCAAUAUUACUUAAAGUAUCUAAGUAUAAAGUUAAUAUAUCGAUUGUAAGUUAGCUCAAUGAGGUGGCGCCCCCUGGCGGCGCGGCUUGUGAACUAUUGUCUAAGAGAAUGUGUGAUACGUCCAGUCCAGUGAUUGUGUCGUCCGAUCUCGGACUUUUCAUGUAGAUGUAUAUCUACAUUUUACUUCGAAACCAUGGCCUUUGCCCAUAUUUUUUAUAUACUUACUUGUAGAAAA